Molecule: messenger RNA, 5839 nt
Organism: Polyodon spathula (Mississippi paddlefish)
Lineage: Eukaryota; Metazoa; Chordata; Actinopteri; Acipenseriformes; Polyodontidae
Product: calsyntenin-1-like
Exons: 19
Coding region: 335-3247 (970 amino acids)
Biological process (GO): positive regulation of synaptic transmission; positive regulation of synapse assembly; homophilic cell-cell adhesion
Cellular component (GO): cell surface; postsynaptic membrane
Molecular function (GO): X11-like protein binding; calcium ion binding; kinesin binding
Source: RefSeq, a predicted model, not a curated record
CUGGGGAAUUUGGUAGUGGGACUUGCCCGGCCGGGUCACAACGCCAUCAUCCCCAGCACUUGUCCUUUUUCAUCAGAUCGCAUGAGCUCUGCCAUCAGGGCGCAGCGGCCGCAGCACACCCACAGUCACAGUGCUGACGUCACGCAGCCAAUAGCUCCCGCUGGAGCCACAGCUGCAGCAGCGAAGGGAUUGAAUAGCGGCGCUGGCGGAGGCAGCCAUCUUAGAUCUGCUGAGCUGAAAGUGGACGCAUUCCUUGGAUUUUUUACACUCCGUCAGAUUCUUUUUUAUUUAUUAAUAUUAUUAAGUCUGUUUUUUUUUUUUUUUUUUUUUAAGCAUGGAUGUGCGAAGGUGUAAGCCUAAUGCGUAUAUAGCCUGGCUGGUCCUUGGGUUAUUAUACGGAGUUGAAGCGGAUAAAGUUAAUAAGCACAAACCAUGGAUUGAAACGACAUAUCAUGGUAUAGUAACAGAAAACGAUGACAAGGUGCUUUUGGAUCCACCAUUGAUAGCAUUGGAUAAGGAUGCACCGCUACGCUACGCAGAGAGUUUUGAGGUGACUGUCACCAAGGAAGGUGAAAUUUGUGGAUUUAGGAUCCAUGGUCAGAAUGUCCCCUUUGAAGCUGUGGUACUUGACAAAACCACUGGCGAGGGGGUCAUACGGACCAAAGAAAAACUGGAUUGUGAACUCCAGAAGGAACACACGUUUACUAUCCAGGCUUAUGACUGUGGAGAGGGACCAGAUGGGGCCAAUAUGAAAAAAUCCCACAAAGCAAAUGUGCACAUCCAGGUGAAUGAUAUGAACGAGUAUUCUCCCGUGUUCAAAGAGAAGUCCUACAAAGCCACUGUCAUUGAAGGAAAGAAGUAUGACAACAUCCUGAAGGUGGAGGCUGUUGAUGCUGACUGCUCAUUCCAAUUCAGCCAGAUCUGCAACUACGAAAUCGUAACUCCGGAUGUGCCUUUCACCAUUGACAAAGAUGGAUACAUUAGGAACACGGAGAAGCUGAACUACAGCAAGGAACGCUUGUACAAACUGACCGUCACUGCGUACGACUGCGGCAAGAAGAGAGCUACUGAUGAUGUUCUUGUCAAAAUAAACAUUAAACCGACCUGUAAACCUGGCUGGCAAGAUUGGAGUAAACGGAUGGAAUACGAACCCGGCACAGGAAGUUUGUCUCUGUUUCCCAGCAUGCACUUGGAAACCUGCGAGGAGCCAAUUACCUCUAUUCAAGCAAACAUUGAACUUGAGACUAACCAUGUUGGGAAAGGAUGUGACCGAGAUACAUACUCUGAGAAGUCGCUCCAUCGGCUAUGUGGCGCUUCCUCUGGCACAGUGGAGCUGCUUCCGGCUCCCAGCAGCACUGCUAACUGGACUGUGGGGCUCCCCACUGACAAUGGGCACGAUAGCGACCAGGUUUUUGAGUUCAAUGGCACUCAGGCGAUCAGGAUCCCAGAGGGGAUUGUGCCCUCCAACCUGAAGAAACCGUUCACCAUCUCGGUGUGGAUGAGACACGGGCCUGGUGCCAGAGAGAAGGAGACCAUUCUGUGCAACUCUGACAUGACAGAUAUGAACCGGCAUCACUAUUCCCUCUACGUACACAGCUGCAGGCUGGUGUUCCUGUUCCGCCAGGAUCCAGCGGAAAACGAGAACUACAAACCUGCUGAGUUCCACUGGAAACUGGAUCAGGUGUGUGAUAAGGAGUGGCAUCACUACGUGUUGAAUAUCGAAUUCCCAUCCGUGGCGCUCUUUGUUGAUGGCAACUCCUAUGAUCCCUUCCUUGUGACUGAAGAUUACCCUCUUCAUCCUUCCAAGAUUGAAACUCAGCUGGUGGUUGGAGCGUGCUGGCAAGAACAUGAGAACGAGACUGUAACCGAGACCUUUGCAGGUGGUAUUCUUCGUAUGUCCCAAUUUUUUAGAGGUAACUUGGCUGGUUUGAUGAUUCGUUCUGGCAAACUGGAGAACAAGAAAGUAAUUGAUUGUUUGUACACCUGCAAGGAGGGGCUGGACAUACAGCUUCCUGAAGAAGUGGGCACAGGCAUGAAGGUUCAGUUUAACCCCAGCCAGUCUCUGCUGACUGUGGAGGGAGAUGACGUUGAGAGCUUUGACAAGGCAAUGCAGCACAUCUCCUACUUGAAUUCACGACAGUUCCCAACCCCUGGAAUCAGGAGGCUUAAAAUCACCACCACUGUCAAGUGUUUCAACGAGGAGACCUGCAUUGCUGUGCCUGAUGCAGAGGGCUACAUCAUGGUGCUACAGCCCGAGGAACCCAAGAUUAGCCUGAGUGGCAUUGAUCACUUUGCACGGGCUGCCUCUGAAUUCGAGAGCAAUGAAGGGGUGAUUCUUUUCCCAGAGCUGCGCAUUGUCAGCACCAUCACACGAGAGGUGGAGCCGGAGGGAGAAGGAGAGGACGACCCCACAGUUCAAGAGUCUGUGGUAUCGGAGGAAAUCUUGCACAAUCUGGAUACGUGUGAGGUUGCCGUCCUGGGAGAUGAGCUGAACGCAGAGCAGGAGAGCUUGGAAGUUGAUCUUGACCGGAUUCAACAAAAGGGAAUGGAAGUGAGCAGCUCCAGCCUCGGCAUGAUCGUCACAGGUGUGGACACCAUGGAUAACUAUGAGCAAGUUCUGCACCUGAUCCGCUACAGAAACUGGCACACACAGUCCCUCUUUGACAGAAAAUUUAAACUGGUUUGCUCAGAGCUUAAUGGCCGCUAUAUCAGCAAUGAGUUUAAGGUUGAGGUAAAUGUUAUUCACACCGCCAACCCAGUUGAUCACCCGAACAAUGUAAUGGCACAGCCAGAGUUUGUUAAUCCAAUGCACCAUGGUUCUGUGGAUCUGUCUGGACAUAAUCUGGUUAAUGCACACCAGUCAUCAGUUGUCCCAAGUGCUGCCACCAUUGUGAUUGUGGUCUGCGUCAGCUUCCUUUCCUUCAUGAUUAUCCUGGGAGUUUUCCGAAUCCGUGCUGCGCACCAAAAGACCGUGAGGGACCAUGAGAAUGGAAAAGAGAACGAGAUGGACUGGGACGACUCUGCCUUGACCAUCACAGUCAACCCCAUGGAGACCUAUGAGGACCAACACAGCAGUGAGGAGGAGGAGGAAGAGGAAGAGGAGGAGAGCGAGGACGGAGAGGAGGAAGACGACAUCACUAGCGCAGAGUCUGAGAGCAGCGAGGAGGAAGAGGGGGAGCAAGAGGACCAACAGAACGUCAACCGACAGCAGCAGCUGGAGUGGGACGACUCUACCCUCACCUACUGAGUCCACAGGAGAUCCGUGCUCUCCAGGACCACUGUCUAUCCACUCCAUUGUUCCCAAGGACCCAUAGUGUAAAGUUAAAAAAACAAAGAAUUCUGUGGUGGCUGGCAUUGCUGCUUAAGCUUCUAGUGGCCAAGGCUUAUGUUGACGUGGCAGAUAUUCCUAGAAUCCUUUAGUAGUUCGUUUAGUUGCUAUAUUAGGAGCAUCAGAAUUUUAACGUACCUGUACAAAAUGUUUGGCCUGGCCACCAGAUUUAUGAUUUUUUAAUGCUAUGUAGGGAACCACCUUGCACUUUUCUUCGUCAUCCCAGCUGUGAGACUGAAAUAAAGGAUGGUAGACAUGGCGCACGAAUUUCAGAGCAUCCUUUUUUGCUCACCGAGCAGCUUUGGUCUCUACUGUAUUCUUCUGUGAGAUGGAAGGGUUUUUGUUUUAAUUUAAAAGAAAGCGAAUAAGCUUAGUUUCCGUCUGUUCAUUACAGAAUUUCUCUUUUUUUUUUUUUUUUUUUUUAAGUGCAUGAGAAAAGUGGCAAAAGGUUAUGUAGAAGAGAAAAAAAAUUGUAAAUAUAAUGAAAUUGUGUAAUUAGUCGUUGUGGUAGGUAAGACUGGGUUUAAAUAUGGGGGUCCAAUAUGUAAACUGAAGAUUUUGUCACAGAUGCAGUACGUACUGUAGCAUUAUGUCACUAUGAUUAUAGCAUGCUCCAAAACUGUCAAAGCUCUUCUUUCAUGCUUGUAUAAUGCUUGCAUCAGGGGGAAGAAACCCAUGAAAAGAGGAGACGUUUCUGUGAAAAUGUGUAGUUUUUGUUUUUGGGGGGGGUGAGAAAUAUGUGGCUACACUUUAUUCAGCACCCGAUUGCUUCCCCCCUCUUUUUGAUAUAAAUAAAUUAAGCAGACGUUGUUAUUCUGGGGCUACCGUAAAUAUAAAAUGUUUUAUUUUCUAGGCUUUAACACAUUUUUAAAGCCCAUGCUAAUUUCAGUAGAGGUCGCAUUUUUUUAAAAUGUUGCAUACUAAUUGUUUUGAUCCUAGUCUGUCUGUGAAGCAAGCGCUGUCUUGUUCCUGUAGCUUUAUAAUCUUGCUACGUUGUUUUUCCAUGAAUCUCUGCAGAUCGAUUCUUGAGCUAUUCAACCACCUCUGCUUCAGUCACCUGCUGUGACUCAUUUAACCUGGUCGGUACAUCUUGGAAUAUCAGAUGGGCAGUUGUCUCUUUUGCUUUACAUGGAAGAUGGACAGGCUCGGUUGCUGCCAGAUGUUUAAUAUGGGGAAAGGUUUUAUGAGAUGUUUUUGAAAACAAAGGAACGGUUGUCGAUUUUGAGCUACAUUUCCAAUCCCAACCAAUAGUUUAUUGUACAUGGAACCAACCGUACUGUAGUUGUUUUAAGCUAUUUAUUUACAUUUGGUAAACUUGUUUUUCGUCCUGGUAAUAUUGAAGUAUACAAAUGAAAUCGGAACAUUUCGUGGAUCAAGUUUGGGAUAUUAACUUUUUUUUUAAACUUCCUGCCUUUUAAAUAUUUUUACUGGAACCAGAUUAUAUGUUUGCUAAAAUGAGCUAGGUAUAAUGUUUCUAAGAGCAGGAAUGCAAUGGAGAUGGUUGAGGAAGUGCAUUGUAAAUGUAAUGAAUUACUGGGUAAAUGAGUAAUGUAAAUGUAUGUUAAUGAAUGACAAAGAAAUUUAACACGAUGGGGGGCAAAGACUAUGGAGAGAGAAAAACUAGAUUGUGUUUCUCUGCUAAUACAGUUUUAGAAUUGUGAACCAGUUUGCUUUUCUUAGUAACUUACAAAAUGAAAGAUAAUAAUAAAAAGUAGAAGAGCCCUUUUGAAAAACAUUGUCAAUAAAAAAAUAUCAGAAGUACGAUUCCAGCUGAAAACAGUCCCAGUGAAAACGGAUGACCUCGUGCACAGUACGAGGGCAUAGGAACAUUUGAAAUGUAUAAUGUUAAACAGAGUAAGGGUUGCAUUACAGAGUAGUGUCUCCUCUUCUUAAACUGGGACCUGACCGGGAGAGAGAUGGCUGUUUAAAUUGGGAUUGCUUCAGUUGGUGUCGGGAGUGCCUUUUGCCUUUCAGGACUCAUUAACCUAACUGUACCAAAACUCACGCAAGCAGUUUUUAGUAGUGAGUUUUAAUCUCGUUUUUUUUUUUUUUUUUUUUUUUUUUUUAUUUUAGUUUUGUAAUUUUUUAAAAUGCUAGAUUUUCUUAAUCUGGGAAAUGGUUUUUAUUUAAUUGUUAUGUUGUAAUGAGAAACUGCUAGUUUUUAUCAGAAGUGGAACUUUUAAUGGUCUGUCUUGUGUUCAUGUUGAUGUGUACAAGAAUUAAGUCUUUUCCAUUUACUUUUUAGAUAUUGUAUUUAGACUAAAAUGAUCAUGUUUUGAAAAGCUAAUGCUGAAAAGGAUGUAAACUUGUUAACGCUGUAUGUAGCCAAUGUGGGUAUAAACUUACCGAUCUGUAUAUGGUGAUAGGUCACUUUUCAACAGUCUCUUAAGCUCCAAUAAAUUUCCAGUUCUAAAUCCUAUGUUAUGUAGGUGUCUUGCCUACUUCAGUGUCUGGGCAAUAUGAAACAUACGUGAUCUACAACCUGACCAGAAUAAAUGUUUGUAUGACCAA